Messenger RNA from Closterium sp. Naga37s-1, 177 nucleotides. The record is from the annotation of a GenBank genome assembly. Lineage: Eukaryota; Viridiplantae; Streptophyta; Zygnematophyceae; Desmidiales; Closteriaceae.
GCGGUGACACAACAGAAGCGGAGGAAGCUCCAGCAGAGGCAACAAGGGUUGCAGCAACUGGAAGACCCCAGCCCACACCAGGAAAGCGUGGAGAAAGCAAGGAUGUGGCGGCUGGCAGCAGUGCCGCAGGGAGGGGUCCUGGAAGGGCAGCACGGGAAGCUUGGAGGAAGGGUAUGA